AUGCAUGCGGCACCAUUGAUCGUACUGAAUGGCUAUCCUGGUGUGGGAAAGUCAUCAGUAGCUUCGGCAUUACAAGCUCUGAUCGCGGACUCGCGAUUCUUGCCCAGCCAUUUGCUCAUCGAGCCCGUCGCUGCACUCCUCGAGCGCGAGGAAACUGGAUAUCGUGACCUACGAGAAGCACUGCGAACCCCAAUGUUGAAUAGUAUUGCCUCAAACCCAUCUCUCCGACAACGCACUAUCAUCACUACAUACUACCAAGAGACGCUUAAAGACCGUGAGAUAGAUCUCAAAGAAUAUUUCGAGGGCGCUGUGAAAGGUGGCCGACCUUUUGUGGUGUUCAUCUUGCGCUGCAGCCCGGAGGAGAAUACUAGAAGAUUGCUUGGACGCCCAGCAAGUCUGAAUUCCAGGCUGACCGACACAGACAUCCUCAAAGAUAUUCGGCAACAUCAUUUCGUCUACUCUUUCUAUGAUGACGGAUUCAAACAGCCAGAUGUUUGGGAAUAUCAGCUGGACAUAGAGGACACUAAGCCAGAGGAGGCUGCGCAUAAGAUACUAGAGCAUCUGAGAACCGUGCCGGGUGCUUAG
Molecule: messenger RNA, 585 nt
Organism: Letharia lupina
Lineage: Eukaryota; Fungi; Ascomycota; Lecanoromycetes; Lecanorales; Parmeliaceae
Exons: 3
Coding region: 1-585 (194 amino acids)
Source: RefSeq, a predicted model, not a curated record